Messenger RNA from Cantharellus anzutake, 974 nucleotides. RefSeq lists its product as uncharacterized. The coding region runs from base 284 to 775 and encodes 163 amino acids. NCBI's taxonomy places the organism in Eukaryota, Fungi, Basidiomycota, Agaricomycetes, Cantharellales, Hydnaceae. The transcript is spliced from 4 exons. The record is from RefSeq and is a predicted model, not a curated record.
GGAAAGUGCCAUUCCAGUGGCCGUUCCAGUCAAUCCCCACAGCCGGAAAGGUUUCAAGCCCGGUCUACAUAUAGGACAUAUUAACAUGUGGCCCUGUAUCAUCGGCGCUUUGGAUUCAACGUCUCUGAGAAACUCACGAAGGCGUGCCCCGAUUCACACCCCCUAAUAACAAAUAACAACUAUGAAGAUAUGGUUCAUAACGAGAAUCUUACGCCACUGGAGGAGGUUAAGAAUUAUAGAAUCUGCGGACAACCGUCUAUAUGUUAGAUGAUAAGACAAAGGGAUGAGUGGCGUAAGGACAAAGUUGGGAGGCAAAAAGCGUCGGGGCACAAUCCCCAACGCGACAAGGGGGGCGCAAAAGGAGUGGCCAGAAUGGGAAAGGUGCCACCCGGCUAAGCGGGACCGGGACCGGAUUGAGUCCUUUGAGCGGGUGCAUGUUAAUGUUUCAACAAGAAUCGCGUGGGUUGUUCUUAUGGAUGCGGAUAACAUUCGUUGGAGUCACAUUGAUUAUGUGGACAUCGCUGACGAUGGGUUAUUUGGAGGAAGGGCACCAGUUCUAGUCAUUGCGACUGACCGCGGCUUGACGCUCCGAUUCUUCAAAAUUGGAGCUCCUUCACGGAUGAAAAGCCCAGAAGAAAUGCGCCACUUUAUCAUCAGUCGUGAAUGGGAGCUAACUGCUCCCUGGUCAAUGCCAUGGAGCCCCCGAGGAAGUCGUUCUCAGCUAACGGACACAGUGCCGCCUUCCUUGCCAAAUAUGCAGAGAUAUCUACAGUGAUUUGCUCCUAUGUACUUGAACUCUAUGCCCCAUUGGCUGCGGCUCCUAGUGACCGCAACGACUGCAUCUGCUCUCAUGCCGUUGUUACUUGCUAAUGAUGCCGAAGAUGCGAAGGGAAGAUCGCCGGCUAGCGUGGUGAAGAAUGGCCCGACUGACGAAGAGAAAGGGGAGGAAAUAAAUAUUCAUGGUUCUGCACACU